CACGACCCUUCUGCCCACUAGCCAAAGCGGAUGAUGUCUGUGCCUGGGCAGACAAGUUGGCCGCAGUGGAAAAACUGAAUGAAUCUGUGCGACCUCUUGAACAAGUGCAUCUACGAUUGAUCAUCAAGUAACUCUGUAUCAUGGUGUUGGCACGUGACUGGCAGCGCUGGAGACGUCCUUCGUAUGUUGUUGUCGGUGGUGAAGUGAUGCAUGCACCCAUUGUACGUCUUCGUCUGAUGUCCAUGCUUCAGCUCCCCAGUUUCCUCAUAUGACUGCCUGUUUACUGAAAACCCAAAGCAUAGUCUUUGCAAAAUAGUCGCAGAUAACUUUUGUCAGAAACAGGAUCUGUCUGCUGGGUUUCUAGCUGCAUCCACUGCAGACCGGCAGGAGGUCCGUGUAAGACAGUGCCUCAGCCUUGUCACGAGAAGGAAUGAAAUAAAGUCAAUUUUGUCACGUAGGCACUAAACGAACUAGGAUCUAUCGUCGCUUUGUGCCCGCGCUCUUUUUUCUCUCCCCAUCUGCUUCUCUUUCAAUUUCGGGCUUGAUCCACCCAUGGAGGUGAGCGUCGGUGGUUGACAGUUCCUUCACGGCAGGUGUUACCUAAUGAAUGUGGUCUCGCAUCUGGUUGCAUUAUUAUUAACCAACCCAGUUAUCGUGGCUUGAGCACCUUGUUAGCUAACGACCGUCGUGAUUGCUUCUACUCGCGAACCGCUACCUCUAUGUCAGUUGUAAAACUGCGUCUCUUCCGCGAUGUUGAUGCGUUUAAUUGGCCUACAGGGCGCUCCGUCUGCAGGCUCUUUGCCGGCGGUGAAGAGCGAAGUUCUGUCGACUGCCGCACCUGUUGCACCGCUGGUACCAGCUGCGCCUCCUUCCUCGGUGUCUGCGAGCAGCGUGACCUUGUCGCAGGCCAGUGAAUCUCAGGCGACCCAAGCGUCCGCAUGCCCGAAGCAGACGGAGAGCGAUGACGAUUCACCGAUAAAGCCGAGAUCAGCUGCUAAAAGCAAAUUGCUCUCGGACAGCGAUGAUGACGCGCCUGUGAAACCAUCCAGGUCUCCUCUGACGUCUCAGCCCACAGACUCCUCUCAGCGGAGACCUCCGAAUGGCACGUCGUCGGGUCCUCCCAGACAACGUGCCAGGACCGCCACACUUGCAGGCUCAACGGGGCGCGAUGGAGACCUCUCUGACAGUUCAAGUGACAGCGACAGCAGCAGCGACAGCAGCAGCUCUGGCCGGUCUAACAGCUCCUUGUCUUCUUCAGACAGUGGGUCGUCUGACUCUUCCGAUGGACUGUCCUCUGACUCCGGCAACGACUCGGAGGACGACCAACUGAAGAAGCCACGAAAGAAAGGAAGGUGCCCUGCUCCCAAGCGUAAACAGCCUCCCCCUAAGAAACAGAGAGUCCCCCAGCGCCCCAGCUCCGCGGGGGGAAACUCUGCGAGCCGUUCAAAGAGUCGGGACGGGUCGGACGACGAGGAAAAUGGUGCGGACAUUAGCAUGGGAACGUUUGAUCCACGAAAUCGAACGAAUAAAGCAAAGCUGGUUGCCCAACUCCUGUGCAGAUGGUGGUACGUGCUCCCUGACUGGCCUCCUGCUGAUUUUGACUACGUGACGGAGCUUACCAACCGUCGUCUUAAGCUGGUAACCCUGGAAGAGUACGAGGACCUGGAUGACGUCGACGAGCAAGGAUUCACAAAGGUCUAUCAGAUUUCGGCCUUUCCAGGUGUUUUCCGGGACCCGAACGGCAGAGCUAUAGAUUUGCGCCCAGCGGAGGGACGACCGUGCCACAGCAACCUCAUCAAGAAGAGCGAAUAUGAACUCCUUCAGCUCGUUGAGACGGCGAUCAAGAAUCAGCUUGAGAAGCUGAAAGAAUCCGUCUACGAUGAGCGCGCAAAUCGCAAGAAGCUGGAAGCAGAGCUUUCUGACGUUUCGAAGGAGCUGCAGCGCCAUCGGCUGAGAGAAGAGAUGCUGAAAUCCAAAAAGCUCGCUAGUGGCAAAGGCGCGUAGGUGCUGUAUUUCUAAUACAUGGAUAUCAAACAGCGAGGCAUCUACGGCACACAAGGUCCCGUGAGAGACGGUUUUUGGCAGCAGUGGCAACUUGCGGGUGCGCCUGGUGUAGAAUCGCAUAGAGGAGCGUUUUCGGAGCAUCUUUUGUAAUGUGCGUCUUGAUUCACUGAUUCUGUGAAAGCGUUGGUCGCUUGUUGCUUCGAGCUGCUCCCCCUGUUCCAGAAACAUACAAUCACGCUUGUCACGUGUAAGGCUGCGACUUUCCUGUCUGUGUCUACGAAUCUGCGACACUGAAAGAUGCGCAUGAGAGACUGUUACCUCUGUGCCGCGCGGCCAGCUGCUGUUUCAACGCCCUGCCCAGAACCUCAUUUGUGUUUUCGUCAUCACGAGCUUCCAAGAGCGGACCAUUCAGGACUGUAGGAUGGCGUAACACAAACAUUGACAUUAGUGUCAUUUAUCCAGUGUAUCCUCCUUCGUACUUACAGUUUGCACAUAGUCGAGUCGCCGCAUAAAUUUUACCUGUCGUUCGUAAACUCGACAAGCACGAGGUGCUAAUAGGGACACCGUUUGCGACAGGUUUAGGUUGCAUCAUUCCCACGUUCCGAGACCCUGUUAUAUGUCACCAGAAUAAGCUGCACACCAUUUUCUAUUCUUGCAAACGACCAUAUUGUUUGACACGUGUCAAGCGGUUUCACUCAUCGAGAGACGUGGCCGCUGAUGCGUAUCUUCUCAGUUUACGCGCUUAUUCCUCAUGGGCACACUCAUCGUAUCACGGGAAUGUGUCCGCCGGAAGCGCACCUGCGUAUCCUUGUUGACUGCGGUAUUCGAGUCGGCUACUCCCUAUGUCCCAUAUCACCCAGAGAAAUGCACAUUGACAGUCACUUCCUAUGUCGUGCAGCACUGCGAUGUGUGGGUCACCGUGGUACGGCACCUUUCGAGGGUUGUUCGGGUGGUGAGAUUAAGCGCAACAAUUCUUUGUUUAGACGCUGUUGUUAUUGACACUGUCUCGCUAAUUUGACAAGUUGAAUCUCGACGGUUAAAGCGUUAAAGCCUCAAGAUUUCCUGCCAACUCAGGAUAGGCCC
This is a messenger RNA of Toxoplasma gondii ME49, 3087 nucleotides long. RefSeq lists its product as hypothetical. Lineage: Eukaryota; Apicomplexa; Conoidasida; Eucoccidiorida; Sarcocystidae. The coding region runs from base 751 to 2004 and encodes 417 amino acids. The transcript has 5 exons. The record is from RefSeq and is a predicted model, not a curated record.